Messenger RNA from Sphaerulina musiva SO2202, 2276 nucleotides. RefSeq lists its product as uncharacterized. The transcript is spliced from 2 exons. The record is from RefSeq and is a predicted model, not a curated record. The coding region runs from base 36 to 2078 and encodes 680 amino acids. Lineage: Eukaryota; Fungi; Ascomycota; Dothideomycetes; Mycosphaerellales; Mycosphaerellaceae.
UUGUAAUAUAUCUACCUACCUACCUAUAUACCAUAAUGUCUGAACCAUCCACUGCCUCCCUCACGCGCCUGCCGAGCCCUUCGAGAAUCAAGGCCGAACACCACAUUGUCCUCGUCGACCACACUGUCCCCCUCGCACGGAACCGCUCCAAUCUCUCCUUCGAUGCUGAACCCAGUGACAGUGAGGCCUCAGUCGGCACGCCUGCCCCGGGUUCCCUCUACAAGCGUAUGACCAACACCUCCACUGGCCUGCGACAGACUGCCCGCAAUACCUACAACAAGCAAAAGUACGCCCAAUAUGGCCAGGAUCGCUACCAUGUCGAGGAGCCUGCACACUCGUCCACCGACGACGACGUCAAACCUGGUGACGUGCCAGAGUCGGUGCAACAGGCCACAGCGAGGCAGAAGAGCAUGGUCACCCGCGCGCAGUCAAGCCUGCAGGCUAGGAAGAACAAAUUGUUGAAGAAGAAGAAGAAUCUGGGCAAAGCAGACGAAAAAGAUGUAGUCGUGGAUGUGCUGUACGAGAACCAGCGGGGCAUGUUUCUCUUCGGCAUACCCAAAUACUCUUCUGCUUCGCUCCUUCCCAGCGACCCCAAGCCAUGGCAGAAUGCCCAGUUCCGCACUGCCGCUGUGGAUAUACGCAAUGCCCAGGUGCCCGAUCCGAGCUGGCAGUGGACGUGGAAGAGCUGGUACGUGGAAAUGAGCCGCGACGUGGAUGAAGAGGGAUGGGAAUACAGCUUUGCCUUUGCGGGAAAGCAGGCACAAAAGUUUGCCUGGCAUGGCAACCACCCAUGGUUUCACAGCUUCGUGAGGAGGAGACGUUGGCUGCGGAUGAGGAAGCGGAAGGACACUGUGCAUCGAACGCAAGAGAGAGCCCACGAGCUGACCUCGGAUUACUUCACUAUUCACCCGAGGACGGUUCGCGAUGAUGACUUGGAGGGAACGAGUCAGUUGGUGCACUCCAGAGCCAGACGGGAACAGGAAGAGAUCAACGUGGAGAACAUGGAGAUCUUCACCAUCGCAGACCUCUUCUUGGCUUUGCGCAAGUCCACUGUAGACAGAGAGAAGAUCCAAGCGAUCAGGAAGUUUACUGGCGGCGCCGGCGACGAACUGUACUACCUCAGCGAAUCCAUGGAGGACAUUAUGAAAAAUUUCAUGUUCCAGGCUUCCCGGCGACAGCUCUUGCACGACCUGAUUGCCCGGCACGAUCAGCUGCGUGCAGAGCAGGAUGAAUUGGAAUCGCACGAUCACAAGGACGAAGAGGCAAAGCAGGAAGAGCACGAUCGGAAUGCAAGACACGUCAGCAAUCUUCACAAGGCCAUUCAUGCCGCUGAGAAGCAGGUGAAGAAGCUGGAAUUCUACUCAGACAUUAAAGACUUUGUUGAUGAUGGUGAGCAAGAAAAAGAAGAAGGACACACUGAACCGCCCUUCAAGAACAAACAGCCGGCGAGCGCCGAAGCUCCUGUGCCGUCAGGGAAUGAGGCUUCUCUCUUGUCACCACGGUCCGGAGCUCCUCCAAUACCAAUGCGAACCACAAGUAGUAAUUCGAUCGCCUACGAUGACCUCGACACGGCCGCACCAAGCCAGCAUCGGGACGUGUGGUUCGAUACGUCCUCGAAGCUGACCAGAAGCUCCAAGGGUAAAGAAAGCACUUCCGCAGGAGACACAGAGUCCGAUCGCUUCCUGGAAGCCCACGAAUACAAUGAAGAGAACGCAUCACAAUACAGCAAGAAAUCCAAAGCGUCAAAGGGCAGAUCACGUGCGCUCGGCCUCGAUGGAGUCGCCGAAGAAAUCGAAGCCGAAGCAGAAGAAGCUCAUGACGCGAUCGAUGCACGGCUGAUAUCUCAGUCUGCAGGCGGGAAGCAGAAUGGCAAAGCAAACCGGCAGAGUGUGCAGAUUGUCGAGCCGAUCGCGAUUGGCAACUCUUCCGACGGCGGCAAUACCGACAGUGAAGAGGACCCAGACGAAGCAACGAAGUCUCCGAUUGACAGGGAGGCUGCAAAAACACCUGAUAGUGUGAGGAAGUUCUUGACAGAGAUGAGGAGACCGAAGAACUGGAUUGACCAAGCUUUUGGUUGAGCAACAGACGUACGCUUGCAUAUACUGCAUUCAAUAGCUGUGGUCGUGCAGGAGACGGGCUGGCAUUGGAAUUAGCGAUGGCGUUUUUAUGGGCAAGCACGAUACGACCUAUUUCUGAGCUUUGGGAACGGAAGUUCUGGUAUGGCACUCAUUCAAAGUGUACCUAUACUGUAUGUAUGGAGGAUAAUCGUGUAAUGG